GCUUAACGCUUCAUAAAUUAUAUGGUCGUCGUCUUCUUCUUCUUCUUCUAAGUUUUCAUUCUGUUUCAAAUUUAAAUCCCAAAUCAAAUGGGUUCUUGCAUUAGCAAAUGUAGAUCAAAGAAAAAAUUCGAAGAAGAUCUCAACCUAGUUCAUGAUAAACUUGUUAUUUCACAAGCUCAAGUUUCUGUCAUUAAUCCUCAAAUAAAUGAUAGACCUGUUUCACCAGCCCCAUCUUCUGUUUCCUCAGUUUCUUUUUCGUCGUUUUCUUGCUCGAAUGGUGGCCCGAGCAAUGGAUGUUCUAUGGCAUCAUCGUUAUCUACUACUUCUACUUCUUCUUCUACGGCCUUGUGCACGAAGGACAGGUGUUAUUCGAAUGAGUUCUUGUGGUCUUGUGUGAAGGAGAAUCCACAUGUAGUUCGCCUAAAUCAAACCAAGAAAAAUCUCGAAAACUCUGCAGUGUAUUCAAGAAUUCAGCCUCGGAAUAAUUUUGAGCACUCGGUAAAACCGGUUGUGGAACCAGUACUAAAAAAAUCCAUCGUCCAAGGAAAUUUUUCAGACGAGAUGGUUCAAGAAGAAACACCCAAGAAAAGAGCCCGGGCUUCUUCCCCAACCAUAAUUCGACAAAAAAGCUUCCGAAAAGAGCAGAAUUCUGCAAUUUCAAACUCUAAUAGAGGACUAAUGAGGUCACCCUCUCCAAGCAGAAGAUUUAGUGGGGAUAACUUGUCCAGGACCAGUCCAACAAAUGCAUCAAAAAAGGGUUCUUGCAGGAAUUCAUCUACAAUUUCGAGGGCGAAUACAAAUAUUUCUUCCUCAUCUGGUAGGAAAAGAGAAAAUUCCCGUCCUCAAACUGCUAGUCCAAGUCAUGAUUUAAACAGGCGAAAUACAGCAAUAAUGAGCAAAAGGGAUGUUAUUAACCGACAGGUAAAUGCAAAAAUUGAUGAUAUUUCCACAGGAGAAGUUCAAUGCAAUCAAGGAAUGGACAGGGAUUUUGCCAUGGAGGACAUUAACAAUCCUCUUAUAGCUUUGGAUUGUUUCAUUUUUUUGUGAUUAAUUCUGGGUGUGCAUGCUUUUAGCUUGUUUUGAUGUAUUUCAUGUUUAUAGGCUUUUUAUUUUAUUUUAUUAUUUUAUUUUUAUUUUUUUUCAUUUUUCCUUGAGUUUUAACAGUUCUACACUCAUGAACAGGAUUCGAAAAACAUAUAUUGCCCAUGUUCAUAUUCUGUCUUGUAUUGAGAUUUUA
Molecule: messenger RNA, 1237 nt
Organism: Olea europaea var. sylvestris
Lineage: Eukaryota; Viridiplantae; Streptophyta; Magnoliopsida; Lamiales; Oleaceae
Exons: 1
Coding region: 88-1047 (319 amino acids)
Source: RefSeq, a predicted model, not a curated record